Messenger RNA from Dermochelys coriacea (leatherback sea turtle), 9814 nucleotides. RefSeq names its product podocalyxin like (gene PODXL). Gene Ontology annotation, cellular component: microvillus membrane; apical plasma membrane. Gene Ontology annotation, biological process: positive regulation of cell-cell adhesion mediated by integrin; cell migration; regulation of microvillus assembly. Lineage: Eukaryota; Metazoa; Chordata; Testudines; Dermochelyidae. The transcript is spliced from 10 exons. The record is from RefSeq and is a predicted model, not a curated record. Bases 402 to 2111 code for a protein of 569 amino acids.
GCAGCGGCGGCAGCGGACAAAGGCAGCUGCGGCGCGCGCCUGGGGGCGCAGGGAGCCCGGCAGGGGGAGCCGCGGGGCGGGCGCCGCGGGGCCGGAGCGCAGCGCAGCGCCGAGCGCAGCGCAGGAGCGGGCGAGUUGCCCCGAGCCCGGCUCCCCGGAGCCCCCAAGCCCCGUGCAAAGCGGGGGUCGUAGAGGCCGCGGACCCCAGCGCUGCUGGGCUGCGAAGCGGCGCUAGGGACCGGCGCCGAGCAGCGCCCCGGCUCCGCGGGCGGCGGGCGCUUGUCUCCCCGCCCGAGCCCCGGUGCGUCGCGCAGAGCCAGCCCCCUGCCCAGCCUCGCCGCCGGCCGACCCCGCGGGGCUGCGGGAGAGAGAAACCUUCCGCGGCGAUCCAGGGAGGCACCAUGCGUUGCCCGCUCCUGCUGCUCGUCCUGCUCUGUUGCAGGGGUACUGCCGGUAACGAGGCUGCAGAAUCUGAUGGAUCAAAGGAAGGUACUGCCGGUGGUGAGGCUGCAGAAUCCGGUGGAUCAAAGAAAGGAGGUGCAACUGGACAAGAAGGCACGACUGCUGUUUCCACCACAAGUGCCCCAUCUGCCAAUGCCACCUCCAAGGACAGCCAACCCCCCACUGAUGCUACAGGUGCCCCGACCCCCAUUCACACCCUGACCCCCACCAAAGCUGACACCUCACCCGUCGCUGGCGUCCUGCCUACUGCCUCGACUUCCACCAAUGCCCUGCCUGGUGCCAGCACCCUGCCUCCCACCACCUCUGAUACACCAGGUGGUGCCAGCACCCCAUCCUCCACUGAUGCUGGAACCUCGCCUGGCACCGGCACCCCAUCCCACAAUGGUGUCCCAUCCCGCACUCAUGCAAGCACUCUGCCCCCUGCCAACACUCUGCUCCUAGCUGACAUCAACACCUCGCCUACUAAAGUUAGUGUUCCCUCUGAGGGCACAGCAGUGGUGGUCAGCACCACCGCCAGCUCUGCAGACUCCGUCACUGUCCAUGCCCCCAGCGCCCCGACUGUCCCAGUUGUCCAUGUCCUCACCUCCGCAGCAGUCCCCAGCUCCGUGGCCACCUCAGCUGCUCCCAUGGCUGUUGCCCCGAGCCCUACCAUCGGUGCUUACAUCCCCAGCUCUGCAAACGCCACUGAUCUGGCAGCCGUGUCUCCAUCGCAGAAGCCCCAAACACCAGAAACCAUUACAGUAAGGGGCUCAGGUGCUAAUGCAGACAAGGAGCAUACCCCCCAGAACGGACAUCAGUCAGUGAAGCCUGUGACAUCUACGGAAAGUACUACCAAACAUGGGAAAGUUGCAGUUCCAACCAUACAGCGGUCUGGUGUUGUAUCACAGCCACCAGCCUCAGGCUCUGGAACUGUGAUCUCCAUUACAGCCAGCACAUCACUGAGCCGCCACGCUCCAACUCCUGGCCGGGAAUCCAAGCCCACUGACUCCCUGCCCAAAAAUCAGUUCAUUUGUGAGAACCAGAACUCGUCCAGCGACUCAGCAAUCAUUCUAACCCUGAACCAGCCUAUACACUGUGGCAGCCCUGUGGAUCCCUCCCUGCACAACAUGCUCUGCAAAGCCGUGAAGGCCACGUUCAACCGGAGCCGAGACAUCUGCACCGUGCGCCUGAACACAGCUGGGAACACCCCCAACAGGAUUGCUGUACUCGGUGUUUCUGUGCAAACCAACGCCGCGCCCAAGGAGCUGUUUGACCUGCUGGAGACGAAGAAGGGAGAGCUCCAGCAGCUUGGCAUCAGCAACGUCACCUACGCCAGCAAGUGGAUGAAGGAGGAGACCGAGGACCGGUUCAGCAUGCCCUUGAUCAUCACCAUCGUGUGCAUGGCCUGCUCCCUGCUGCUCAUCGCGGCCAUCUACGGCUGCUGCCACCAGCGGGUCGCCCGUAGGAAGGAUCAGCAACGCCUGACAGAAGAGCUACAGACCAUGGAGAAUGGCUACCAUGACAACCCGACCCUGGAGGUGAUGGAGACCUCCUCAGAGAUGCAGGAGAAGAAGGUGAACCUGAACGGGGAGCUGGGAGACAGCUGGAUUGUCCCCAUGGACAACCUCACAAAAGAGGAGCUAGAGGGAGAGGAGGACACGCAUUUAUAAAAGUGACAUGAAACUCUACCAGCAAAAACAAAAAACAAAACAAAAAAGCAGCCCCAAAAUGAUCAGAGCCACAAGUGCCAUCGCUUGGAGCAUCCUGUGGAGCAAGGAGACACACUGGUGCCUGAAUGCCCCGUUGAGGCAGGAGACCAUGACUGGAGUUUGCUCUGGCCCAAACGUUGGUCAAUCAAAACACAUUCACUGUCCAGACUAGGUUGUAUUUUUGUUUCUAGAGCAGGAGAGCACCUGUAUUUAAGCCUUGACUAGAGGAGACAAGAAAGUUCAGCUUCUGGCCAUCAUAAAAGGAUAAGAGUUGACGGCAGCCUGCAGGGCUUGUCAGCCUUUUCCAUACUGGGACCCCUUCCAUCUAGCUGGAUCUAGUAUUAUGGGAAGGGCAGAGUGGGCUGGAAACCCUGGAUACAGAAUGAUCAGAAGCCUCUGGUGCCUAACGGGGUACUCCAGAAACUGAGUUAGCAUCAUAGCGGAUUUGCUUUAGUGAAGGGUGCUACUCAGGGUGGAAGGGCUGGAGGCAAAGGGCUCGCGAUCUACUAUCAGCUCUUUGCUCUGCCGUCAUGUGCAUCACCUGGUGCCAGUGCCCAGUACAUUGUGAGCCUCUGCAUCCUGUUCUUUUUCCAUCACUGCUCCCCAGGAGAAGGAGGAUCUUUCCCCCAUGUAACCUCCACCGUCACCUGCAGCUUGAUAGUCAAACUUCCAGAUUCCACUCCAAUCAAAUGAGGGGGGAGUGCCAUCUAGUGGUGAGAGUACGGGGUAGGGUGAUCAGGGGAUUUGGGGGGGUCCAUUCUGUGACCUCAAAGAAGUCAUUUAGGUGCUCUGUGCUUUUGUUUUUCCCAUUUGUUAUAUGCAGAGAAGCUUUAUAGACGUGCCAGUUAAGUCACAGGAGAUAAGAGAAAGAGCAGCGACUGCCCUCAUCCCAAGCCACAUGAUUUCCUGGUUAUUUGCCAAGUCUCCCUGGAAUCCCUAUGGAAAAUGCUUUGCAGUCACCAAAGCUUCCCCUGCCAACCACCAGCAAUCACUCCUGGGUCCUUAAUACUCCCUCUGUCCUACAUGGACCUUCCUGGCCUGCAGUGUGACUUACACUGAGGAUACACCCUUCCUUCAGGACAGGGGUGAUGUUAAGGCUCCAAGACUGCACUUCUGCUGGGGUUUUUUAGCCAUUUAUGUAGAUGUUGCCGUGAGAUACUGCCUUCUCAAGCCAUUAAAAUGCAGCAGUUUUCAGAUACCGUAGUGUCCUUACUACAGCGAAUAAAACAGAGUUAUUUAAUUGUGGGCUGGAAUCGUGUCCAUAAACAGGCUAAGCAAGAGGUACCUGCACUGCCUCUGCCAUUCAAAUGAAAUUCCCAAGCCCGUUUUUUUUAGCUCCUAGCCCAAAGGUCAUAGAAGUUUAAAGGGCAAGUGUGUAAGAAGCCCCUCACGUAUUUAGGGAGGGUCGCAGUAAGGGUCCUUAGUGCGAUCUGCAUUUGAAGCAGGACCAAACUCCCUGUUUCAUCAUUGUAGCCAAUGACAAAGUCACUCGAAACGCACCUUGAAGUUUUUCACUGAUGAUAAAAAGGCAUCUAACAGCAGGCAAAUAAGAAACUACCACCUUGAUGGUGCGGGGCGCAGGCAGACUCCAGAAAUGCAGUUCUGACAGGAAUGUAUGAAUGGAAAGGAGAGAGUCAAACUCAUUAUGUAAGGCAAGGGCUAGUGCUGGGGAGAAACUUAGUGAAGUAGCUGCUGUUAACCCAAAAAUUCUCUUACACACCUGGAAAUCUGUCAUGUGCCAGAACAGGGCUAGCCCCGCCCCCGCCCCAGCUCUGACCCUGAGACAUCUCACAUGCCUUCCUAGGGGGAAAGCGUUAGUAACACCGGCAGCUCUCAGAGCAAAUCCAGGCGCUAUUAGAGAGACAGUGAAACAGCAACUGGCAUUUCUAGAAAGAGCCAAACCAGUCAUCUGUUCCAUGGUGGGCAGUAAUCGCUUCAGGUUUCCUUUAAGGACAUUUGUUUCACUCCUGAGAUCAGUCAGAAACACUGCAAAGGCCCCCAACACAGGAUUAGAAGAAAACGGACCGAGGCUGUUUUACAGACUGAAACUGACCUGCUGAAACACACACAAGCCAUGCUCCCUGUGCCAUAAACAGAAGAAUGUGUUAGGGCCCAGUGGAACUAGGAACCUAAAGUCAGUGCCAAAAUUAGAUCUGGUCUGAGUGAAGUGAGCUAGUCCCACUUCUGGCAGAAUUUUGUGCAAUCAGUUCAUUUGAAAGCUAUGCCAAGCUGCAAAGGAAAAAAGAACUCAGCAAUCAAUUGGGGAGGAGCUCGCCUAAUGUCCUAUCCAGAUCCGGUUGGCACAGGUGAAUUUCUGCCAAUUCACGCACCUAGUUGAAAUCAACAGAUUUCAAAUGUAGGAAAGGUGAGUGGAGGUUGCAUCAAGCUCUGAAGGCUUGACUUAAUAUUUAAUCUAAAACGUUACAAGAGAUACAAACUGCAAUGCCUCAGACAGGUGUGUGUGUAGGGUAUUUUCGUAAAUAUGGGGGUGAAAAGUUAAUGUAAGUGCAAAGAAAAGCAUAUGGAUAGUGUUCUCACCUGCAUGCAGUCAGUUCCCUCAAUUCUGUUACUGGUUUUACCUCUCAAACGAGGCUGGUAUGUUUGGUUGGUACACUGGUAUGUCCGGAUGGCCCCUCUAAGUGUUUCUUCUUUAAAAGCCUGUGUACUUGCUGAUCGAUGGUGCUGAGAUGCCCGCUGAAAAGACUACUUCAGUGGCAAAUCCGGGGCUGGAUUUUGACGUUCAGACCUUUUUCUUUAAAAGCCCCACUGUUCUGGGCACUUUGCAAAGGUUUAUUAACAAAGGAGCCCAGGAUAAGGCCAUUUCACUAAAUCCGCUCUGCUGCGCAGCAUCUACAUUACUUUAGAACGAUCACAGCAAUUUCUCACGAGCCAGCUGGGUUAUGGGUUUGCUGAAGGCAUAGAGAACUCACCAGUGAGCUAAGUCAGGCACGUGUCCUGGCGCAUGUUAAAAGUGUAACAGCCAGAUGAACAGAAGUGGAGGAGGGUGUGGAGAAGGGUGUGGAGACAACAUCUCUCGACACGUAGCAUUCUUUUGAUCUGAGCCGCCUAGUCACUUGGAUCAAAAUGUGCUGGAACCUGUGGUCCCUGUAGGCUGCACCUCUGUAUUAUAGAGAAGGGUGGCUACACUCUGCUCCUGCCUAUGCAUAAUUGGGGCUGCAGGUUCCUCUGCUUAGCAGCUCCCACAAACUCAUCAGUCACCUAUAAAUCAAGAGAGAAUUUGCUUUAGCUUCUGCUUGUAGCAGAGAUGAAAGGGCAGCUAUGAAUUCCACAAACUAUUGUUUUGUGGCCAAUUUGGUUUACACAUUGCACAGCUAAGGUGUUAAUGAGAUUUUGCAGCGGGGAAGUGUCAGUGAAGCAAAAGCCGCCUCUUCAUGUCACCACCUUAGGAGGCAAACAGUUUGGAAAUCACCUACCUAUUGAUUUGGAUUGCGCCAGGCUGGGCAUCUAAACCUGUGAGAGCCUUGAGAGGUAUCAGCAGAAGGCAAACUACAGGGAGCUGCACUUAAAUUCCAAGGUCAUUGUUGCUGCAGUCAGCCUAGCAUCACUCACGCUAACACAGUACAGCGCUAUUCCCCCUCAUGGCUGGGCACCAUAGAGCAAUUCUUAAGUAUUGCCGCCACCCAAGUGUUGCCCUUGCUUGAGUCAUGGGCAGGGAUGGACUGGUGGAUAAAGUAUGAGCAAAAGGAGCAGCAGCAUUAGCCAAGUCAAGCCACUGUACAGAUUCCAGCCACUAGAAGGGGCAUCGCUGCUUUAGGAUUGUACCAGUAUUGCAGGACAGACCAAAAUUUCAUUACAGGAGGUGCCGGGGGAGGGAACAGAAGAGUUCACAUUUCUGAGACACUUUUUUUUUUUUUGUUUUUGUUUUUUUUUUUAGAGUCUGAUCUAGAGGUGAGUUUCCAGAGUGUGUUUGUCUCCCUCCUCUCCCCUAGGACCCAUCAUCAUCCCAGGGCUGCUAUGUCUACAGGAACUAAAUCUGAGAAAGUUCUGAAUUUCUUCCCAGAUUUCUUAUUUAUCAAGUCUCCCUCCAGCACAGUCUUAAUUUUAAGAACCCGCAAAAGGCAUCACUGAAGGCAAGAAGCAGAAGUCUGAGCGGGUACAAGAAACAGGGUAUUUCCCCAUCUGAAACUCAACUAGGCCCCAAUCCUGCCAUCUGAUCAGCCCCGGCAGCCCCUCACGCCUACCUUUCAGCUCACUGAAGUCAGUGGAGCUCGGCAUAGGUGCAAGGAGGAUCCUUGUGUGGCUCAUAGCAUAGGGCUGGGGUGCUGGCGCUGAAGAACCCAUUAUCUGUUGCAGACAUUACGACAGAGCCCCGAUAGCCCUUGGGCUGGCAGAAGGGCUGGUUAAAUCAAAGGGAUUUUUGCCUACAUAAGAACUUCAGGCCAAUGUUUACAAAAAACUCCCUAAGCCCCGAUAAUUUAUCCUUUUCUCUAAAAAGGGCUUGAUUUUAUUUAGGCAACAAAUUUAGGUGCAUUUUUAAAAAAAAGGUUUUCACAGUACAAAACCCAAAACGAUUACUUCUGCUCUCUUUUUAAAGGGACACCCUCCACUUUAAAAAAGGAAUCACACUUCUGGCCCUAAACACUGUACUCUCGACUGUUGUAAGGACCAUCUUGUUCAUCUUCUGUAACAGAAAGUGAUUAGAUAAUUAUUUUUCUUCUGCCUUUCCGGUUCAUGGUCAAGUUCAGUUUCUCUGUGUAACCAGCCUCUCUUGUUUUUGUGGGUCUUUAACACAGCAGCAGCAGCGAGAACAUUUUAAAAGAUAGGAACUGGAUCGUGAAACCACAAUAGGUGACAGGAAGUCACGUGGGCAGGUGUCGUGGUAACAAGUUACUUUAAACCUUUUAAAAGUUUAAAAGGGCUCAAGUGGACCAUGUCCCUUUAAUUUAAUCUACACCAUUGUGAACCCAGAGACUGUCGUGUGCCGGUUCAGGAGAUGCAGAAAAUGAAAGUAACCUCCUUAAUUCGAAGGCAGUGUGGUCUGAGGACAGGGUAUUAGAGUGGGAGUCUAGAGACCUAGGUUCUGGCCCUGGCUCUGAAACCUAGGGCAAAACACUUCAGGGUGGAUUUUAAAAGGUAUUUAGGCACCUAACUCCCAUUGGUUUCAGUUACAAGUGAGAACUUGUCCAGGAUAACAGGGAAAUCUCUGAAGCUUGGGACAUGCUUCCUCAGGUAGGGGAAGUACGUAACCCAGACCUGCUUGAUGUGUUCUGUCCACUUCGAGUGGCACCGAGACUGUCUAGAGAUGGAUGAGUCUGCUACAGCCUCACCUAAGAGGCACAUGGCUUUUAUCUCAUGCAGUAGAGGCUCAUACACAGAGCCUCCCAGGUUUGACCCCACCCAGGGUCUGUCAGUGUUACACCUACAUACUUUUAAAAAUCUGGCCCUUACUCUGUGCUGUCGAAGUGUAAAGUUUCCAGAAACAGCACCCAAGUUCCAUUUCCAAAAGCAAAAGACACUUAAGGAGCCUUACCAUGAGUGAAAGCCCGAGGCGCUUACAUGUCUGAAUGUAUAAAUAUGGGAAAACGUUACCCAAGAUCCUGGUCUGUGACUCAAGGGGAAUAUUUACUCUCGUUGGUAGAGCGGGUUCAGAUUUACAGAGGAAGAGAGCUAUGCAUGGAGUGUUACGCAUUUCCCUAUCCAGGCCGAGAAAAGUGCAGACCAGCAGGAAUGGUGACAAAGUAACAGACUUUUCGGAGUCUCGGGUGUUAAACAUCCAAGGUAUUCACACAGGCUAAAGGUUAGGGGGGAGGAAGGAUCUCAACCAGAACUGAAUACCCAGUACAAGGAAUCUGUAAACUCUGAUAUGAAGUAACCCUUCCCCCUUCUCUCGUACACUGAAAGAGUCUGAUAAGUGUUUAAACAAGUGUAUGUUCAAUAUGUAAAUAUUACUGCUAGUGGUGUGGCAAUGUACUUAGCACACUUUGCAUAUUUGUGCGCUGCUUUGGGGGGAAAUAAAGUGAAGGUUCAGAGCCCAGUGCUCUGCGAGCAGCCCCACUGACAUGGCUAGGAGUACUCACACAGGAAAGUACUUCUUCGCCUCCAGCAGGGGGAUGAGAAUCUGACCAAACUAAGGGGAUGUUCAUUUCAGGCUAUAGCUUGCCAAUGGGACGCUGCAGAUUAAGAUUUGUGGUAGGCCCAGAAGAAUCUUGCUGUGUUCUAGGGUGAAGCGGGAUGGCUAAAACUGACCAACAGUGGCCAAGUGACAGGCUUUGAAGCGUGCUGUUGUAUUAGAACAAGCAGCUUUGUUUUCAUAUUUAAACAGGCUCAACCUGCUGUUGUGAUGAUACAAAAAGCCUUAAGGAGCUAGUCUCAGCAUUUCCAAUAACUUUCAUAACCAUGUUGAUUCACAGUUGUUCUAAUGGACAACUCAGCCAUUUGCAAGCUUGUGCAGCUGCCCUUUUACAUAGUGUUGGGUGUCUCUGCUUGUUUGUGCCAAGGAAUCUUUAAUGGCAGGAUAUCAUCAUAAAGGCCUCAAUUCAGCAAAUCAUCCCUAUUCAACUAACUUCUUCUCUCUCUAUAUGUUCUUAUACCAUGCUCAUCACCAGAGCACCCGAGUGCCUUCUGCCAUGUGACGAACAUCUGUCUCGUUCUCUCACCUAACCACAGGUGAAAGCCACACGUUUAGGCGGGCUAGGGUGUUUUUUGUUUUGUUUUUUAAAUACACAUGUUGCUAUUUAUGUUAGAGGAGGCAAGAUCAAAAAUAUCCACCUUGCACUUGGAGCAGAAAGUGGUUCUCAGCUUUAAGUGCAUGCUUAAGCCCUACUGAAAUCAGAUAUAUACUUAACUGCUUUGCUGAACGGGGUUCAGAGACCUGAUAUCACAGAUUGGAACACCACGGUGCAGGCCCAGGGCCUAUCACUGAAAUUACAGGUCUCAUUCAGAGCAAACAACAUUGCUCAGCAAGCAGUGACUAAACUUUUGAAGGGGAAUUGUGAAAUUUAUUUAUUUUUCCAUAACACCAUAUUUUUAAAACACAAGAAUCUUAAAAUAUAGAUUUUUUCCUCCUCCCACUUUUUAAAUAAAGAUUUCCUAUGAAGAAUGGAAAGCGAUACAGAGUAGAUCAUGUUCUUCAAAGUCCACUAGGAAAUAGGAGAACUAGAAAAUGCAACUUUGAGCAUAUUUGGCCUUAAAACUUCAUAGUAUAAUGUAGCCAUAAUUGUGUAUGUGAGACCAAAAAAAUGAAAAUCCUCCCAAAAACAAUAGCUUUAACAUAAAGACACACUGUACAAAUAGAGAUUGUUACCUUCACAUUUUGGUAAGACAAGUUCUUGCAAGACUUCUAUUUUCAGAAUCAUAGAAGGAAAGUGUAAAUAAUGCAUAUUUUAUGCUCAUAGUCAUAUGCCAUGGUCCAGCUGACAGGAGGUUUAUAUUACUGCCACCACAGCAAAAUUAUACCUAAAAUAGACUGUGGGGAGGGAAAAUACAUGUUUAAAGAGGCUAUUUUGUUGUUGAAUGUUUCACAUGUACACAAUACAGCUAUCUUGUGUGCUGUAGAGUGGCAUCUCUCGUAGGGACAGGAGUCUGAUUUACACUGGAAGUUACUGAGCAACUGGAUUGUAGAGAUUAUAAUUCUUGCAUUUUCCUACAAAAUAUAUUUUGAAGACACCAUGUAUUUCUGUCAAUAAACAUUCUUGUGUGUAAAA